AUGAAAGCUCAUGGAAGGGAAACCAUAGUGGUGAUCGGAGCUGGUGUCCUUGGCCUUUCAUCGGCCUUGGAAUUGAUCGAGAAGCCCGAAACUUCUAAAUACCAGAUAGUACUCGUCGCGGAUCACUUCUCAACAGACCCCCCAAAUCCGGUGUACGCAACCACCAAUGCUGGUGCCCAUUUUCGUCCUAUUCCUGCUACAGAUACCCAGACAGAGCGAGAGAGUGAUCAUGCCGUGAGAACCUACUCUCGGUUCAAGAAGCUUGCUGAAGAAGAACCAGCGUUUGGCAUCGAAUUCCUGGAAGGAAUUGAAUAUGUAUCCGGGCCAGCCACCGAGAAAUAUAAGGCCAUGAAGCCUAACUACGUGAACCAAGAAGGAUUCCGGCUACUAGAAGGCGCUGAAAAACCGGCUGGUGUUGAGUUUGCCGCCCGAUAUGAGUCUUUCAUAUUCGUGGAAGAGGCCUUCUGUCUGGAUGACUACAAUGUCUCGCUUGUGGUGAACUGUAGUGGAAUGGGUUUUGGAGAUCCAAAAUCAUUCAUCAUCAGAGGCCAAACAUGCCUUAUUUCAAAGACUGCUGCAAAAACAGUGACACAGCAAAAUGCGGAUGGAACAUGGACGUUUCUGGUUCCUCGACCUCUAAAUGGUGGAACCGUCGUCGGUGGUACAAAGGAGGUAGGUGACUCGAACCCUACAGCUUCAAUAGCGGUCAGAGAGGAACUACUUCGCAACGCUGCAAAAAUGUAUCCCGACAUUGUCAACUCCAAGGGAGGAUUUGAUGUCAUCAAGGACAUUGUCGGCCGGCGUCCUGCACGAGAAGGCGGAAUGCGCCUGGAAGUUGAGAUCCUGCCUAACAAGAGGCCCGUCGUUCAUGCCUAUGGUAUUGGUGGUAGAGGUUUCGAGACCAGUUGGGGCAUAGCUGAGGAUGUUCACCGCAUGGUAGCGGAGACUCUUGAGAAGCGGCCUUUGGCCAGCCGUCUCUGA
Nannizzia gypsea CBS 118893 is the source of this 981-nucleotide messenger RNA. Its product is annotated as FAD dependent oxidoreductase superfamily protein. The record is from RefSeq and is a predicted model, not a curated record. The transcript has 4 exons. Bases 1 to 981 code for a protein of 326 amino acids. Gene Ontology annotation, molecular function: FAD binding; D-amino-acid oxidase activity. NCBI's taxonomy places the organism in Eukaryota, Fungi, Ascomycota, Eurotiomycetes, Onygenales, Arthrodermataceae.